AUGGAUUUGCUCAUUAGCCUGGGCUUCCAGGUCAAUAGAGAGAAGUCUAUUAUAGAACCUACACAGGUCAUUUGUCAUUUGGGUUAUAUCAUUGAUUCAAUCCAAUUCAAAGUAUUUUUACCAGACGAUAAAGUUGAAAAAAUUUUAGGGAAGUGUCAGCAGGUUCUGUCUACUCAUGAUGUCUCUAUAAGGCUGCUAGCCUCUCUCAUUGGAUGUUUUACCUCAUCAUUUAAAGCCAUUCCUUUAGGACCUCUUUAUUAUCGCUCGUUAGAGGCAGACAAGUUAAGGGGUCUUGCGGGUUCUGUGGACGAGUAUGAUGGGGUCGUGGCCCUUAGUUCAGAUAGCAUUGCAGAGAUUACUUGGUGGCAAGAGAAUCUAGUUAUGUCCAAUGGUAAACUCAUAAGACAGCCUAAUCCUGACUGUAUUUUGACCACCGAUUCCUCACUGGAGGGGUGGGGAGCUGUGCUAGGCACCAGGGAGGUAAAUGGUCUCUGGUCUUUACAGGAGGCUACAGAACACAUCAAUUAUCUCGAGUUGAAAGCAAUUCAGUUAUCUCUGCAUGCUUUCUGUAAAGAGUGGUCUUCUGUUCAGAUUAUGGUUCAGAGUGAUAAUACUACUGCAGUGGCUUACAUUAACAAUAUGGGUGGUACAGUAGAUAAACUAAACUGUUUAGCAAAAGAUAUCUGGUUGUGGUGUCAUGGGCGGGACAUCUUUGUCUCCGCGAAGUAUUUACCUGGUAUUGAGAAUGUUCAGGCUGAUGCAUUAUCUCGGAAGUUCUCGGUACAGACAGAAUGGAGUUUAGACCCAAGUAUUUUUCAAAGGACUUGCUUGCAGUUUUUCCUACCUGACAUUGAUUUGUUCGCCUCAAGAUUAAAUCACAAGUUGGACAGAUUUGUGUCUUGGGGGCCAGACCCUAUGUCUGAGAAUGUGGAUGCUUUUACUAUAACUUGGGAGGGUCUCGAGCCAUAUUUGUUUCCUCCAUUUUGUCUGAUACCUAGGGUACUUCGGAAAGUUAUUAAUGAUCAAGUCAAAAGAGCAAUUAUAAUUGUACCUAAUUGGAAUUCUCAGCACUGGUUUCCUAUGUUGCUUGAUUUGUUGGUGGAUACACCAGCCAGACUACCACAUUGGCAAGAUUUAAUCACACUACCUCACAAUGGCCGUCACCAUUAUCUUUUCAGGACACUGAACCUGACCGCAUGCGUCAUCUCAGGGCAGCCCUCCAUCAUAGAGGCUUAUCAGAAGAGGCUACCGAUGUGGCGCUCCACUCAUGGCGACGAGGAACUGCAAAGGCUUAUAACUUGGCGUGGCAGAACUGGAGAGUUUGGUGUGGUGAACGGAAAAUUAAUUCUAAUAACCCGACUGAGGAGAUGA
Pecten maximus is the source of this 1371-nucleotide messenger RNA. RefSeq lists its product as uncharacterized. The coding region runs from base 1 to 1371 and encodes 456 amino acids. The transcript has a single exon. NCBI's taxonomy places the organism in Eukaryota, Metazoa, Mollusca, Bivalvia, Pectinida, Pectinidae. The record is from RefSeq and is a predicted model, not a curated record.